Molecule: messenger RNA, 1116 nt
Organism: Cryptomeria japonica (Japanese cedar)
Lineage: Eukaryota; Viridiplantae; Streptophyta; Pinopsida; Cupressales; Cupressaceae
Exons: 5
Coding region: 1-1116 (371 amino acids)
Molecular function (GO): DNA binding
Source: RefSeq, a predicted model, not a curated record
AUGUCUAGUUCUAGUCCUCCUCAUAGAGCAAUCCCGGGUAGAAAAGAUCUAGCUUGGAAAUAUACAGAACCUUUUCCUGGGCAAAAAAUAGGAGAGGCAAAAUGUAAAUUUUGCAAAACAAUCUUUCAUGGAGGCAUAAAUAGAUUGAAAUACCACCUUGCUGACAUACGUGGCCAUGAUGCAGAGCCUUGCGCAAAAGCACUUCCUGAGGCUAUUUGUGAGUGCCAAGUGCUAUUAGACACAUUUGAGACUCGAAAAGAAAUAAAGAAGAGGCAAAGGGAGGAGUUGGCUAAGACUAGCAUUGGUUGUGUUGGAGAUGCCUCUUCCAUGCCUCUAUAUUGUCCUAGUGGGAGUGCUAGUGCUUUUGUUGCCGGCAGUGUCAGUGCUAGUGGGAGUAUCAGUGCAACUCCAACCAUUGGUCCUAGAGUUCGUAAAUCUAGGAUGGAUUCAUAUUUUGAGCCAUGCACUACUCCUGGUGCCCAACCUUCACUUGAGAGCAUGGCUUGGAACAAAGAGGUACACAAUAAGGCAAAAGGUGCAAUUGGAAGAUUUUGGUUUUAUUGCAAUAUUCCAUUCUUCGCAGCCAGGUCUCCUUCUUGGCAGAACAUGGUUGAUGCCAUUGCUAUUUGUGGGGCGGGUUUCAAAGCCCCUUCUGAUUCCGAGUUAAGUGGCCCAAUUUUGAUAGAAUUGGUGGCUGAUGUAAAAGCCACAUUAGAGGAUCAACGAGAGAUAUGGAAGAAGGGGGGUUGCACCAUCAUGACCGAUGGUAGAACUGAUAGGAGAAAUCGGACGCUCCUAAAUUUUCUUAUUUCUUCUAUAGGUGGCACCAUGUUCGUGAAGUCCAUUGAUGCUUCCGCACAUUCUAAAAAUGCCACUUACCUAUGUGAGGUUAUAGAGGAGGUCAUAUAUGAAGUGGAUGAGGAGAAUGUAGUACAAGUGGUGACCGAUAAUGCAGCAAAUUAUGUUGCUAGUAAGGCAACUUUGAGACGUAUGUUUGUUGGUGAGGAGUGGACUUCGUCAUCCUAUGCUACGAGUGCUGCAGGAGUUGAUGUUGGAGAUUACAUUUUUGAUGAGCCAUGCUUUUGGACCCCUUGUGCUGAGAUUGUGAAGUUUUAA